Phytophthora nicotianae INRA-310 is the source of this 3909-nucleotide messenger RNA. Its product is annotated as CMGC/MAPK protein kinase. NCBI's taxonomy places the organism in Eukaryota, Oomycota, Peronosporomycetes, Peronosporales, Peronosporaceae. Gene Ontology annotation, cellular component: cytoplasm; nucleus. The transcript has 2 exons. Gene Ontology annotation, molecular function: protein binding; ATP binding; protein serine/threonine kinase activity. Bases 1 to 3909 code for a protein of 1302 amino acids. The record is from RefSeq and is a predicted model, not a curated record. Gene Ontology annotation, biological process: intracellular signal transduction; protein phosphorylation.
AUGGGCAAAGAUGAUCGUAGCGUUCCGGCGAUCAACGACGACGGCUUCACUAUCAACGGCUGUAGCUUCAACGUGAACCCCAAGUACCAGCCCAUCGACGCUAUCGGACAAGGUUCCUACGGUGUCGUGUGUUCCGUACGCAACACCGAGACAGAUGAAAAACUCGCUAUCAAGAAGAUCACGCCCAUGGCUGGCGAUGAAUGGGAUGCCACGCAUACGCUUCGUGAAAUUCGACUCAUGCGUUGCCUUGGAGCCCAUGAAAACAUCAUUUCACUAAAGGACUUGAACAUGUGCAAGGAGAAGGAUGAGUUGUACAUGAUGAUGGAGCUCGCCGACACAGACUUACAUCGCCUUAUUCAGAGUUCCUGUCCACUUACUGAGGGUCAUAUUCGAGUCAUCAUGUACCAGGUUCUCUCCGGUGUCAAGGCGAUGCACGAUAACGGUGUUCUUCAUCGCGACUUGAAGCCAGGGAACCUCUUGCUUAAUAAGGACUGCGAGUUGAAGAUCACGGACUUCGGUCUUGCCCGAAUGAUGCCUAAAAAGGCGCAAUUAGGUCCAGAACAAGCUUCAAAUGACGGUGUAUCCAUGAUGACAGAGUACGUUGUGACGCGUUGGUAUCGACCCCCAGAGCUCAUGCUCGCACCCAAUGGUAGCUACGAUGGAGCCGUCGAUAUGUGGUCUGUGGGGUGCAUUCUAGGAGAAUUGGUGUCCCGUAAACCGCUAUUUCCCGGUACAGACUUCAUGGAUCAACUCACGCGUGUGUUUCAAGUGCUUCCAGUGCCUGAACCCGAAGAUCGAGGCUACGUAAUCGAGAAAGACGCACUCAAAUUUUUGUCGUCACUUCCUGCUCCAGUACCGGGUGCUCUGGAGACCAAACUAGGCGAAGCUGUGGGCCUCCAAGCUCUGGAUUUACUGCGUCGAUUGCUGUGUUUUAACCCCAAGGAGCGGAUUUCAGCGGACAAUGCACUGAUGCACCCGUUCUUCGACGGAGUUCAAGAAGAGUGGGGCGAGAUUACUCCUCUGCAUCUCCCUCAUUCUCUUGAAUUCGCCUUCGAGACUCAAUCUCUACCGCUCUCCACCUUACGUCAGUACAUCUGUGACGAGGUGCUUGCGUUCGCUGAUCGAGCAAGUAAACGUCCACCAGAACCACACGAGAAGGAGCCUCAGACCAAGACGGAAACGCCCACAACAUCGAACUCUGAGAAUAACAACGACACGCCUUCAGUACUGGAGAAUGACUGUCCUGUUGGCUCGGGAUUCACACUUAAAGGCUGCGAUUUCAACGUGCCAGCCAAGUACAAACCACUUCAAGUACUGGGUGAAGGCUCGUACGGCAUCGUGUGUGCAGCGACGAACACGGAGACCAAGAAGAACGUGGCAAUCAAGAAGAUCACACCCAUGGCUGGUGAUGAAUGGGACGCCAAGCACACGUUGCGUGAGAUCCGUCUCAUGCGGUACUUCGGCAAGCACCCGAACAUCGCGUCGUUGCAGGACUUGAGUACGUGCAUCGAGAAGGACGAACUGUACUUGAUGAUGGACCUCGUGGACACGGAUCUCCAUCGUCUCAUCCAGAGCAAAACCAAGCUCGAAGAAGCUCACAUUGCAGCCAUCAUGUACCAGCUUCUAUGUGGCGCUCAAACGCUGCACGAGAACGGCGUUCUACAUCGAGAUCUGAAGCCUGGAAACAUCUUGGUAAGCAAGAACUGCGACGUCAAGAUCACCGACUUCGGGCUGUCCAGGUACAUCCCACACAGCGCUCGCAAUGAAGCCGUCAAGUCUCCCACAGACGUAGAAUCUCGACGUGCGGUGGAUAAAACUCAAGCGUUGAUGACCGAGUACGUCGUCACGCGCUGGUACCGUCCACCUGAGAUCAUGUUGGCACCCACGGGUGUCUACAAUGAGGCUGUGGACAUGUGGUCCGUUGGCUGUAUCUUCGGCGAGCUGCUUAAUCGCCGGCCAAUGUUCCCUGGCUCAGAUUUCCUGGACCAACUCUCGCGUGUGUUCAGUGUUCUACCCGUUCCAACUCGUGACAAACGCGGCUAUGAGGUCGAAGGAGACGCCUUGGCCUUUCUCGAAAGUCUUCCACCUUGUUCGCCUUCAGCUCUCACUAAAUUAUUCCGCCGUGCAUCGCCUGAAGCUGUGAGUCUGCUGCGACGUCUGCUGUGCGUGAAUCCAGCGCGUCGUAUCUCGGCGAAACAAGCACUGGCACAUCCAUACUUCAAGAGUAUACGGGCUCAAUUGGGUGAACCUCCAGUGUUCAGAGUGGACAAGGCCUUCGACUUCGAAUUCGACUACCAGGAGUUCUCGCUUACUCACUUGAAGACACUGAUCCAGAGCGAAGUCAAGUUGUUGCAGAAGUAUGGGCUCCCUCCUCCAAUUGUUGAUCCAGAACCGGUCCAGGCUGCAGUAUACGAAGAAGUGGACGACUACGAGGACGAAGAAACCAAGCAGGAGAUUGUUGGCAACGUGGAGCAGGCCAAGACAGUAGAACCUACACCAGCCGUUGUCACUGGACCUGAACAUGACGUUGCCGUGUCCAAGACAAAUUCUCACGCCGAGCCAGAGACUGACGAGCCAGCCUCUACAGAUUCCGAACCGGAUGGCAAACACCGACAGCAACAGGAUGAGGAGACAGAAGCUAUUCCUCAGAAGAAGCCAGCCACUGUAGAACCGACCAAGCAGAUUAACGAUGACGAUGACAAGCCACGCAGGACGACCAAGAUUUCUUCUGCUCGCUCGGAACCAACGACUGCGUCAUCAUCAACACACCGGUCAUCCAAGACGACCACAUCGAGCUCGUUGGCGCGUCCAAAAAGUACCGGAACGACGUCACGCCGCUCGAACAUUUCCUCAGGAAUUUCUACAAGCCGAAGCAGUGGAGGGAUCUCGUACCGCUCGAAACGGGAUGACGACGAAGUCUCUUCCGUCUCUAGCAUUAGCAGCAACAAUCGCCAUAGCAAUAACAACGGCUUGGAUUCCGUCGAUCGUGGCGGUAAAUGGGGCCACUCGCGUUCCAGCGUCAUGGCGUCGACUGCAUCUUCAAGGCUUCACAGGUCCAGUCACAGCUCAUCGACUUCUUCAAUCCACGAACGUAGGAGCGGCACUGUAAAUGCCUCUUCGAUGGCCACACGAACCGGAUCCGCACGAGUAUCCAGCAGCAACCAGCGUAGCGCCCGUGGCGACGAAUCCGUUGACCGUGAGUCCGUGAAGAGCGACUCUGUACGAGGCCCUGAGCGUGUAAGCGCAAGUUCCACCCUAACGGCAGCUACAGCUUCGUCACUACGUCGACAAACGAGCUCUGCCGGUGCAGUGCGAACGCUAUCUGCCAGAAAAGAGUCGCUACCGGAAGGUUGGAUACGUCGCAUACACUCUAAGAGCGGCCGUGAAUACUUCUACGACACUCUGAACAAGGUGGCGUCCUGGAAACUCCCAGUCAAGAAACAGCAGCUCGACAACAUCUUCGCUGGCACCUCGAGCUCUUCGACUUCAUCGUCUUCAUCUCGAGUCGCGUACGGUCAUCGCCAGAAUGUUCAGGUCACUCCGGGCACGUCGUCGACGGCCUCGUCACCGUCCAGUGCAAUGACACCCGAGUCCCAAUCGAGUCGCAGCUCGAUGCUUUCCAGUCGACGAACAGGGUCCAGUACUUCCAGUAACCUGCCCAAGGAGUGGGCACGACGCACAGACCCCAAGACUGGACGCUUGUUCUACGUGAACCUCGUCACCAACCGCGCGUAUGCCAAGCUUCCGUCCUCUGUCACCGCAGCCAUGCUCAACCUCGGCCGAGAAGCUGUCGCCAGUAAGCGCGCUGCCGCAGAAGCACUCAGCCGUAAGAAAACAACGGUACCACACAGCCCACAGUUCUCGCAAAUGUCUUGGCAGCGUAAGAGAGUCCCCAACACGGAUGACUGA